AUGUGAGGGAGGCCUAGAGAGUGUAUAGGAGGGAAAGGGGUCUGGGGAAUCUGAAAGGGCGAAAGUCAGAAUGGAAUUUGCAGGGAACUUGAAAACCUGUUAUAAAGUUAUGCUCCCAGGCAGUUCCACCUGGCAAUGCUCUGGGCGCAAAGGAUAAGAUCACCCCAGAUAAGUGAGGUCUGGAAAGGAGUAUGCAGGAUGCUGUCACGUGCAAAACCUGCGGUCAGUGGGGAGACACUGCAGACGGAUAAAAAGAAGAAAAAGGGGAAAAAGAUCCCAAAGCUGGAGGAAUAUCUGACCAGCAGAGACUACUCGGGGGCUCUGACGUUGCUGGAGUUCAAGCGGCACGUGGGUGAGAGUGAGGAAGACAUUGACUUAUGGAUGGGAUACUGUGCAUUCCACCUUGGGGAUUAUAGGAGGGCCAUGGAGGAAUAUGAAGCCCUGACAAAGAGUGAAGACUGUCACCCUGAUGUUUGGGUGAAUCUAGCAUGUACUUUCUUUUUUCUAGGGAUGUAUAAGGAGGCAGAGGAGGCAGCAACAAAAGCUCCUAAAAGUCGAUUGCAGAAUCGCCUGUUGUUUCAUUUGGCUCACAAGUUCAGUGAUGAGAAGAGGCUGAUGAACUACCACCAGAAUUUACAGGACAUCACUGAGGAUCAACUCAGUCUGGCUUCAAUCCACUACAUGCGUUCCCAUUACCAAGAGGCAAUUGAUAUCUACAAGCGGAUCCUACUUGACAACCGGGAAUUCAUGGCCUUAAAUGUGUACGUAGCACUCUGCUACUAUAAACUGGACUAUUAUGAUGUUUCCCAGGAAGUCCUGGCGGUCUAUCUGCAACAUUAUCCUGACAGCACUAUCGCACUGAACCUGAAAGCCUGCAAUCACUUCCGACUCUACAAUGGCAAGGCAGCAGAGGCAGAGCUGAAAAAUUUAAUGGACAUUGCAUCUCCUGUGUUUGAUUUUGCAAAGGAGCUCAUUAAGCACAAUCUGGUGGUAUUCCGGGGCGGGGAGGGCUCCCUGCAGGUCCUCCCACCUCUUAUUGAUGUCAUCCCUGAAGCCAGGCUCAACUUAGUCAUUUAUUACCUUCGGCAAGAUGAUGUGCAGGAGGCAUAUAAUCUUAUCAAGGACCUGGAGCCAACAACCCCUCAGGAAUAUAUCCUGAAAGGUGUGGUGAAUGCAGCUCUUGGGCAGGAACAGGGCUCGAGGGAGCACCUGAAGAUUGCACAGCAGUAUUUCCAGCUAGUCGGAGGCUCUGCCAGUGAAUGCGAUACCAUCCCUGGACGUCAGUGUAUGGCCUCAUGUUUUUUCCUACUGAAACAAUUUGAAGAUGUUCUGAUCUACCUAAACUCUGUCAAGAGUUACUUCUAUAAUGAUGACCUUUUUAACUUCAACUAUGCACAGGCAAAAGCAGCUGUUGGCAACUUCAAGGAGGCUGAGGAGGUUUUCCAGCUGAUUCAGAGUGAGAAGCUGAAGAAUGACUACAUUUAUCUCAGCUGGCUGGCCCGUUGCUAUAUCAUGAACAAGAAGCCACGUCUGGCGUGGGAACUCUACCUGAAGAUGGAGACAUCAGGAGAGUCAUUCAGCCUACUGCAGCUCUUGGCUAAUGAUUGCUACAAGAUGGGGCAGUUCUACUAUGCCGCAAAAGCUUUUGACGUGCUUGAGCGCCUGGAUCCAAAUCCGGAAUAUUGGGAAGGAAAACGUGGAGCGUGCGUUGGGAUCUUCCAAAUGAUCUUAGCAGGACGGGAACCAAAGGAUACUAUGCGAGAAGUUCUCCAUCUCCUUCGGAAUACUGGGAAUCCUCAGGUUGAGUACAUAAUCCGUACCUUAAAGAAAUGGGCUAAAGACAAUCGAGUCGCUGUCUAAAGUUGCAGAGCAAAAGGACCAGUAAAUAGGCUGAUAGCCUGUAUGGAGCUGCUGCUGUUUUCAGUGGGAGGCUUCUGUUUCUCUCACUGAUGUGAGUAGUUAUUGCACAGCCCUGACAAAGAGCUCUCGUGAUGUGAGGUGAUGCAGUGCAGUGCUGCGUGGAAAACGUUUGCUUCUCUCCCACUAACUGUCGUUAAUUGCCUGCCAAAAUUAAAACCACACAUUUGACCAAAUUCCUGUUACUUGGCCCCAGUUGGGGAAUAAAGAUUGUUUCAAACACUUCAA
Messenger RNA from Carcharodon carcharias (great white shark), 2145 nucleotides. It is a transcript of the gene ift56, whose product is annotated as tetratricopeptide repeat domain 26. Gene Ontology annotation, molecular function: protein binding; intraciliary transport particle B binding. Lineage: Eukaryota; Metazoa; Chordata; Chondrichthyes; Lamniformes; Lamnidae. The coding region runs from base 136 to 1860 and encodes 574 amino acids. The transcript has 19 exons. The record is from RefSeq and is a predicted model, not a curated record. Gene Ontology annotation, cellular component: intraciliary transport particle B; ciliary basal body; ciliary base. Gene Ontology annotation, biological process: intraciliary anterograde transport; intraciliary transport involved in cilium assembly.